UCCCCCCCCCCACCCGGCCGGAGAUCCUAUUCCGAGCGACUACGUUGGUUCGAUCCUUCAAACUCCCUGCGGGUUGCUGAGUUUUGAACUUCCGAUCGAGGCCAGCGCGCUCGGGAAUGGUGCCGGUUCGGUUGUUCUUGCAGGGAGUUUGGGUAUUUGGCAACUUAUAACGAACAAGAGAAGCAGAUUUGCUUUUUCUAUUGUCGAUUCUUAGAUCGGAAGAUGGAGGCGAGUCCGGCUCUGAGCUUGCAAUCCUGCUCUUGGAUCGGUACGGAGAAGGUCGGACGGAAGACUGGCGGCUUCGCCAGGCUCUCCAACCGAUGCUUGGAGGAGCGCAAGGUCGCCAUGGUUCGAUUCGGGGAUCCACGGAGGAGUGGAGCUUCGAUUCGCACCGGACAUGCUGAGCGCAACAUUUUUUGUUGUCACAAGAAGCCAUCAGGCUCAGAGAACUUUCACAACUCAUUUGAUGAAGCUCUCGUAUUGAAGAGGAAGUCAGAAGAAGUUCUUCCCUACAUGAGUGGGCGUUGUAUCUAUCUUGUUGGGAUGAUGGGUUCUGGUAAAAGCACUGUAGGCAAGAUCUUAGCAGAAGUGCUACGUUAUUCUUUCUUCGACAGUGACAAAUUGGUCGAACAGGCUGUUGGUGUAUCUUCUGUUGCCCAGAUAUUUGAGGAGUAUAGUGAAGCCUUCUUCAGAGACAAUGAGAGUGAGGUCUUAAAGGACUUGUCUUCAAUGCGCCGUUUGGUUGUCGCAACUGGUGGUGGUGCCGUAAUUCGUCCAAUCAACUGGAAAUAUAUGAAACAGGGGAUUACAAUCUGGCUAGAUGUUCCUCUGGAAGCUCUGGCUAGGCGGAUUGCUGCUGUAGGGACUGCUUCGCGCCCUCUUUUGCAUCAAGAACCUGGUGAUCCAUACACGAAGGCUUUUGCGAAACUCACUGCACUCUCCGAACAAAGGGGCAAGGCAUAUGCAAAUGCUGAUGCAAGAGUAUCCCUUGAACAUAUUGCAGAUAAAAAGGGCCAUGGGGAUGUUCAUGCGCUUACACCAACGGAUAUUGCGUUUGAGGCACUAACACAGAUCGAGAGCUAUGUUAUCGAGAAUGCAGCUGCUUUGAAUCAUCGUUUCAUUCUGGGAUGAAAUGCCCAGAUCAUCCCUGCCUCUCUACUGUAUCUCAUGUCUUUGCUUAUAUCCAUUACAUAAAAUCUUUUUGUUUAUUGAAGAUACGAACCUGCUCAGUUGGAGUCCUGUAAAUGAAUAAGCACGUAAUGAAAAGCUUGCAGUCCAAAUGCACCCAAA
Molecule: messenger RNA, 1290 nt
Organism: Musa acuminata AAA Group (dessert banana)
Lineage: Eukaryota; Viridiplantae; Streptophyta; Magnoliopsida; Zingiberales; Musaceae
Product: shikimate kinase 3, chloroplastic
Exons: 10
Coding region: 223-1131 (302 amino acids)
Cellular component (GO): cytosol; chloroplast
Molecular function (GO): shikimate kinase activity
Source: RefSeq, a predicted model, not a curated record